This is a messenger RNA of Orbicella faveolata, 2337 nucleotides long. RefSeq names its product ATP-binding cassette sub-family D member 3-like. Gene Ontology annotation, molecular function: long-chain fatty acid transmembrane transporter activity; ATP hydrolysis activity; ATP binding. Lineage: Eukaryota; Metazoa; Cnidaria; Anthozoa; Scleractinia; Merulinidae. The record is from RefSeq and is a predicted model, not a curated record. Gene Ontology annotation, biological process: very long-chain fatty acid catabolic process; long-chain fatty acid import into peroxisome; peroxisome organization. Gene Ontology annotation, cellular component: peroxisomal membrane.
UAUACACCUCUAUGUCUUUAAAUACUGAUUAACUAAAAAUAGCUUUUCGGGCCCGGUAAGUUUCCGGCUUUGUCAGUUGAGCGAGCGCUACCAAACGUACGGGAAAGGGGAAGGCUUGGUGGCUGAGCAAAGUCCAAAGAAUCAAGAUGGUGGUCAUACUGAGUAAGAUUCUCCCACCGGCACAUUGGUUGAAUUCUAAAGUUUCUGGGAUCGCGGUUGCCGCUGCUGCAGCAGGUAUCGUUGUAUUAUGGAAGAAAAAGCUGGACCAACUUAGCAGUAAAAGAAAGGAUCUGACGGACGAUUUACACAUCUCUCUAGAGGAGGAAAAAGCAGCCAAGAAAGAAAAGGCUGCAGUAGAUGGUGUAUUCUUUAGAAAGUUACUGAGGAUUUUGAAAAUAAUCAUUCCUGGAUGGCUCACACCAGAGACCGGUUACUUGGCACUUGUAGCUGCAUCUCUGAUAGCAAGGACAUAUUGUGAUGUUUGGAUGAUACACAAUGGAACUUCAAUUGAGAGGUCAAUUAUUGGCCAGGAUUUUGCAGGAUUCAACGAUAAUCUUCUUGCACUGGUCUAUGCCAUGCCAUUUAUAUCAGUAGUAAACCAGCUUCUCAAGUUUGGAUUGAAUGAACUGAAGCUGAGGUUCCGUACAAGAUUAACUCUUCAUCUGUAUGAACAGUACCUGAGCAUGUUCACAUUUUACAAAAUGAGCAACUUGGAUAACAGGAUUGCUAAUGCAGAUCAACUCCUUACUCAGGAUGUGGAUAAAUUCUGUAACAGCCUUGCAGAGCUCUACUCCAACAUCAGUAAGCCAUUGCUUGACAUAGUGAUCUACGUUCAGAAACUAACAGGAGCAAUUGGUAUACAGGGACCAACCAUCAUGCUGGCAUACUUGGCUGUUUCAGGACUGUUACUAACAAGAUUGAGACGACCAGUUGGAAGAAUGACAGCAGAAGAGCAGCAUCACGAGGGAGAGUUUAGAUUUGUAAACUCUCGGCUCAUAACUAACAGUGAGGAAAUUGCGUUCUACCAGGGAGGAAAAAGAGAGAAGUUUACCAUUGAAAAGACGUUUCAACGAUUGGUUGAUCAUCUAAGGAACUUCAUUCAGUUUCGAUUUAGUAUGGGAAUCAUCGACAAUAUUAUAGCAAAAUAUGUAGCUACAGUUGUAGGCUUUAUGGUUGUCAGUCGCCCUUUCCUUGGCGCAGGCAGCACGAGGCAUGUGAACAGCACACACAGCGAGAGAAUGGAGGUAAGCGGAACUUAGACACUUCACGGGUUGUGGUGUAACAUUCUGCGGUGUGUAUUGUUAAGGUGAACUACUCCAGCCUGGGGCAUGCCAGGACGAAGAGCAACAAGUCGUAUUUGUAAGUUAUCAAACCCGGCGUGAAUAGGCUGGGUGGUUUUAAAAACUUUGGCGUGUUUCUUAGUUACAUGCCAAAUGAAUGUACAUGUAAGUCUUUUUCAUUUCAUGCGUUUACUAAUCUGCUCAAUAUUUAUUUCCCAUCUGCUCAUUGCAGCUCCUAAGGGAAAAUGACUUUGACUUUUAUUGAUUUUCAAUUCGUUUGAGGCAAAUGAAUGUAACACUUCUUAGUUCCAAAAGAGGCAAAGGAUAGCACUUCAUAGAAUAAUUACCACAUACCAUGAGGUAGCUCGAAGGAGCCUUUGAUUCUGUUUUACCUGACAAUGAAAAUUUAGCAGAGCGUUCUUUAAUUUCGCCAGCGCGUCCAAAGCACUUUGUAAAAGCUGCUCUCAGUGCAUUUUAUCAAUUAACUGACAAAGGCGUUUUCAGCUUUCCCGUUGCUUUGUUAUCUAUAAUUAAAUGAUGGGCAGCUUUCCUCUCUUCUCACACUCGCUGACAAACAUGUCUCCUCUAUUUUCUUUGGAGAUGAAUAUACGUCUAUGCAAAGAAAAUACACAACCGAACAUCUGCUUUUAUCCAAAUGCAAACCCAAAUGGGUCGAUCCUCCGCAGAGUUAGGUGGCUCACUUGGAUAUUUUAAACACCCAACAUCCCUAAUUCAGUAAACAGCCAGCAAGCGCGUAUAACGCUUUCGGAAGACCACGCUCGACCGCGGCAGCCGAUCCCUUCGUUCACCCACUCACCGAGCUCGCGCACAUCCACCUGUUUUAGAACAAUUGUAUUGAAUCUAGUAAUUGUAUUCGAAUUCACAAGCGUAUUUCCCUCUUUGAAACGCUUUCGAACGUCAGAUGGGUUGAUUUUACUCAGUCGAGGGAGCCACACUACGAUCUUCGAUUCCCCAACAUCCCCUAUUUGAACAGCUUAUGACUUCGGACACGGCUUACACCGUUUAUAUACCAAAACAAGAGUGAUGCUACCUGUGC